AUGGUGCGGCCUGAGGAAUUAGACGAACACUUGAUCACUGAGAACGAUGACCUAAAGAAGAAGAAGAAAAAGGUCAAGAAACCAUGGAAUCCUCAUGGUACCGCACGGAAAUUUGGAUCCCCAAUGUCGGGCUGUGAUUCUCCAAUGAUAUUGGUCAAUGAAACAUUUAAUUUCCUCUCCCAAUAUCACGCCGAAAGUGGUGUCGAUUUCGUAAUUUGGACUGGUGAUAACGCUCGACACGACCUUGAUCCAGCAGUGCCUCGAACAGAAGCCGAAGUAUACUCCUUGAACGAACUCGUAGCCAAACUAGUAUCAAACACCUUCCCAGGCAUACCCCUAAUCCCAUCCCUUGGCAACAAUGAUCUGCCAUUCCACAACAGCCUGCCAUAUCAGCCAGACGGUUCAUCACCAACACUAAACUUUUAUGUAAAACUAUGGUCGAAAUUCAUCCCAGAAGACCAACACGAUACAUUCCGGAAAGGGGGCUAUUACGUGUCGAGUGUAGCGCCUGGAUUAUCAGUUGUAGCUUUAAACACUUUAUAUUUAUGGUCUUCUAAUGAUGUUGUGCCUGAUUGUACGUCUUCAAAGACGGCUGGAGGUGUGCAUCUUAAAUGGCUCGAGAAUGUGUUGAAAGAUGCCAGGGAAUCUGGAAUGACUGUUUAUUUAAGUGGUCAUGUACCGCCUAAUGAACUACAAUACUAUCCUACAUGUUACAAGUGGUUCAGUUCUAUAGCAACCGAAUACUCUGACGUGAUAGCCGGACAGUUUUAUGGGCACGUAAACCUCGAUCACUUUUUCUUUCCCCUCGAAUUGGAAGACUCAGAUGAUCAAAGACUAGCUAUAUCGUUAAUCAAGAGUGAUACUCCCGUAUCGGAUUACUUUGAUAUGAUGCAAGGACGUCAUAUUCGUAAAAAUGCAGUGCAUGAUGAGCUAUUGACCAGCCUACUUCAAGUGCCAGCAUGGGACGUAUCUAUCACAGGACGUAAUUCGCCAUCAUGGUUGAGAUUAUAUGCUACCUACUUGCUUCACCAGUAUGAUCGUGUGUGCAACAUCAAGGAGCCAGCUGGACAUCCAGCUGUUGUGCUAGUUUCUCCUUCUGUAACACCCGCAUAUAAUCCAUCCCUCCGCAUCUACUUUUACGAACCACAAUCAACCUCCACAUCCUCCCAACAACACGUAAUGAAAACCAGCAAACCAAGCUACACCCUAAUCAACUUCACGCAAUACUUUGUAAACCUGACACGAGGCUUUAUCGACGACGGAGACGAGGGCGGCGAUGACAUUCGUAUUAAACCGCUAUUCGAAGAGGAAUACUCGUCGCACGUGUAUGGUAUUGUCGGUGCCGAUAACAGGGAUUGGAUUGAACUGUCGGGAAGGCUGACUGGGAACAACAAGAAACAUGAUGCUGAUGGAGUAUCAUUUGCAGAGACCAAGAGUGAAGCCAAGAAGUUACAGGAUUUGUACUUUGGGUUCUUUACUGUUAGUAGUGGAGUCAAUAUGGAUUCUGGAGGGUCGUAA
This is a messenger RNA of Synchytrium microbalum, 1518 nucleotides long. RefSeq lists its product as uncharacterized. The transcript has 6 exons. Bases 1 to 1518 code for a protein of 505 amino acids. Gene Ontology annotation, molecular function: endopolyphosphatase activity; exopolyphosphatase activity. Gene Ontology annotation, cellular component: fungal-type vacuole. The record is from RefSeq and is a predicted model, not a curated record. Lineage: Eukaryota; Fungi; Chytridiomycota; Chytridiomycetes; Synchytriales; Synchytriaceae. Gene Ontology annotation, biological process: polyphosphate catabolic process.